UUUUUGACCCCGAUGCACCGUACUAUCAUCAAUGGCGCAUGAAUACACGCAUAGCCGCUGUACUGCAAAUGUGUGUAAAAAAAAUCCGCAACGUCAAUAAUAAAUAGAAGUCAUAAUUAAAUUUAGAUAUUUUAUACAUUAGUAGUAUUAGCAACGUUAUAUUGUAUAUUAACAUUUUUUGUCAUAAGAUUAAGCGAUAUAGUGUCUUUAACGAAAACACACAGAACUAAUUGCACUCCCUGACUUCACGCUUCGAAAAGUUCACUCGGAGUCAGAAUACAACACCCUCGGUCGUUUCGUUUUGGGGGCUGACAUCGUUGUGUUAUUGUUUAUAGUUAUGUUAAAGGUUCCUCCAGUGAUUGUUGUGCCUUGGAAGAUACUUGGGAUUUCACAUUCAUUGGAUUUUAAUUUACGAACGCGUUCAGGUUCGCACAAGGACAUGCUGUUGUGCGCUGUAGUCACAUGUGUAAUAUUUGUUGACUGUUCGUUUGACAUUGGCCGAUGUGAGAUGAAGGCUGUGCUAAUUUCCAUUGCCGUCGUGGCUUGUUGUAUGAUUGCUGUCAGGGGCGAGGCCUACGGUAACUAUGGAAACGGACAGUACGUGCAAAAAGGACAUACCAACCAAUACAGCAAGGGUGGAUACGCCAAGGGAUACUCCACAUAUCCGACGUAUUCCGGAUAUUACUCCGGAUAUUCCGGAUACGGGCAAAACCCAGUUGCAAAGAAGGAGAUUAUUUUUGGGGCACCUUUAUUCGCUCCUCCCCCCGCCGCUCCUUUACCAGCCGAUAGUGGUUCCUUAUUCGGCGGUGAUGGGACAAUUUUUCUGUUCCUCCUGUUUCUGCUCCCUAUUCUUCUUAAUGACAACCUCUCUGGUUAAGAACGGGCUGCCCAGUAAGUCAAUGUCUGUCUUAUGUAUCACACACUACGGGAAGAUGAUGCAGGUUUCAUGGGAAUAUUCUUCGGAUUGCUUUUUUUUUUAAUAAUAUGUCAAAUAAAAAAUUAAAUAUUUUUUAAU
Molecule: messenger RNA, 1015 nt
Organism: Mizuhopecten yessoensis (Yesso scallop)
Lineage: Eukaryota; Metazoa; Mollusca; Bivalvia; Pectinida; Pectinidae
Exons: 4
Coding region: 338-877 (179 amino acids)
Source: RefSeq, a predicted model, not a curated record